Molecule: messenger RNA, 3615 nt
Organism: Plasmodium malariae
Lineage: Eukaryota; Apicomplexa; Aconoidasida; Haemosporida; Plasmodiidae
Product: pyridine nucleotide transhydrogenase, putative
Exons: 3
Coding region: 1-3615 (1204 amino acids)
Biological process (GO): NADPH regeneration
Cellular component (GO): mitochondrial inner membrane
Molecular function (GO): NADP binding; NAD binding
Source: RefSeq, a predicted model, not a curated record
AUGAGGAGAACAAUACUGGGGCUACUUAUUUUUACUUUUUACUCACUCAUUGCGGAAAAAGCGAAUUGCAAAUUGAAUUUGAGAAACAGUUUAAAAAAUUAUUAUAAUCAGGAAGACAACAACAACAAUAAUAGUAACAAUUUUCAAAUAAAACUACCUAUUGUCAAUUUCCCCCCAAAUAAUAGUAAUAAAGGCAAUCAUAAGGACAAUGAAGACAAUAAUAUUGAUUAUAGCAUGAUAAACAAUAAAAAUUAUGAAAGAUAUGGGAAAGCAAGAAACGCAAGUGGAUGGGAUGCUGAUCAGACUGAGUUAUCUUCGUAUUCGUUUGUACCUUCCUUAUUAAAUGCCGUUUAUUUGUUUUCCUCCUUAUGUUUUAUACUCUGUUUAACAGGUUUAAAUGACCACAAAACAUCUAAAAGAGGAAAUGUACUAGGUUUUAUAGGAAUAGUAGCAGCAAUACUGGUAACCUUCAGUCAAGUAGGGUUCGGUUUCAGAUAUGAAUUAUUUUUGUUAAUUGUAAUACCAGCUAUUAUUAUUGGAUUGUGUAUUGCUCAUUAUGUUAGUAUGAUUCAGUUACCACAAUUAGUUGCUUUAUUUCAUAGUUUUGUUGGUUUAGCUGCAUUAUUUGUAGGAUUUUCUAAAUAUCAUUCUGAAUCUUUUGAAAAGUAUGGAAUGAGUAAAAUACAUUUAAUAGAACUAUUUUUAGGUACUUUUAUCGGUGCAAUAACUUUUAUUGGGUCAUUAGUAGCAGCUGGUAAAUUAAGUGGAAUUUUAGAUAGUAAAUCAUUAAAAUUGAAAAUAAAAAAAUUGGUAAAUAUAAUAUGUGUUGUUGUUCUUAUAAUACUUGGAUAUUAUUUUAUUACUAUUCCGUUAGUUUACUUAAAGACUAUAUGUUUAUAUAUUUCUUUUCUGGUUGAAUUGUUUCUUGGAUUUCAUUUAAUAGCAUCUAUAGGUGGAGCAGAUAUGCCUGUAGUUAUAAGUGCCUUAAAUUCUUAUUCAGGUUUUGCUACAGCAAUAAGUGGUUUUUUGCUUCACAACAAUUUGUUAAUUAUAUCAGGAUCACUUAUAGGUUCUUCAGGAGCUAUUUUGUCAUAUAUUAUGUGUAUAGGAAUGAAUAGAGAUAUAUUCAAUAUUAUAUUAGGUGGUUGGGAUGACGAUGAAGAGUUUAAUAGUCAAUCAAUACAAGAUAAAGUAAUAUCAAAUAAUAAAAAGAAAAAUACAGUAAAUUCAAUUACCCAUAAAUAUGUUGCUGAAAAUCUAAUCAAUGCAAAAAAUAUUAUUAUUGUCCCAGGCUAUGGUACAGCUGUUAGUAAAUGUCAAAGAGAAUUAGCCGAAAUUUGUACCAUAUUAAAAACAAGAAAGAUAAAUGUGAAUUUUGCUAUACAUCCAGUUGCUGGAAGAAUGCCAGGUCAUUUAAACGUUCUACUAGCAGAAGCUAAUAUACCAUAUAAUAUUGUUAAAGAAAUGGAUGAAAUCAAUUCAUUCAUAGCUAAUGCAGACAUAGUUUUAGUUGUUGGAGCUAAUGAUAUUGUUAAUCCAUCUUCCUUAGAUCCAUCCAGUAAAAUAUAUGGAAUGCCUGUUAUUGAUGUAUGGAAAGCUAAACAAGUAAUUAUUUUAAAAAGAAGUUUAAAUACUGGUUAUUCAUGUAUUGACAAUCCUCUGUUUUAUUUCCCCAAUACAUACAUGCUUUUUGGAGAUGCUAAACAUUUGACUAACCAAAUAUUAAGUAUUCUAAAUGAUUAUGUAAGUCACAAGUACCCUGAAGUUUCAUUAGAUAAUAUAAAAAUGGCUGAACAAGAAUCAGAUAUGUUUUCUUUUCAUUCCCUGUCUGAGAGUUCACAAAGUUUAGGUGAUGCACAUAUAGACGAGGAAAACUAUCCAAUGGCUAGAAGAAUAAUAGGAUUGGUAAAGGAUGACAUAAAAUUAGAGACAGAUGAUAUGAGAGAACAAAUUCUUUGUGAGAAAGAACAAGGUAAGGAAAAAAUCGAAAAAGCAGAUAUUAACCUGUCUAUUGUCCCCCUAACACCCAAAUUCAUACCAAAAUUAAGAAGAAUGGGAUUUCGAAUAUUAGUAGAAAAAGAUAUAGGAACAAGUAUACUAAUAGAUGAUGAGCAGUACAAAAAAUAUGGUGGUGAAAUAGUCUCUAGAGAAAUAAUCUUUAAACAGAGUAAUAUCAUAUUAAAAGUUGAUCCACCAACAAAGAAUUUUAUUAAUGAAAUACCAAAUAACACUGUAUUAAUUAGCUACUUUUGGCCAAGUAUAAACCAAAAGAUGUUAGAACAAAUUGUAGAAAAUAAAGAAAAGAAUAAUAUUACUUAUCUAGCUAUUGAUGAAGUACCUAGAUCUACUCGUGCACAAAAAUUAGAUGUUAGAAGUUCUAUGAGCAAUUUACAAGGAUAUAGAGCUGUUAUAGAAUCUUUUUUUACUUUACCAAGAUUUAGUAAAUCCUCUAUCACAGCAGCAGGGAAAAUUAAUCCCGCGAAGGUCUUUGUUAUAGGAGCAGGGGUCGCAGGUUUACAAGCAAUUAUAACUGCAAAGAGCAUGGGAGCUAUUGUGUAUUCAUACGAUUCAAGAUCAUCAACAGAGGAAGAAGUGAAAAGUUGUGGUGGGAUAUUUGUAAAAAUACCAAUGGAUGAAGAUGAAAAAAAAAAAAAAAAAAUAAAUGUAGAUAUGAAUACGAACUUAUUGAGUGAAGAAUAUUUACACAUACAAAGAAAUUUAUUUAAAAAAAUAAUUAAAAGUUGUGAUAUUUUAAUAUGUUCAGCAUCUAAUCCUGGAACAACUUCUCCAAAAUUAGUUACUACUGAUAUGAUCAAGUUAAUGAAGGCAGGAAGUGUAGCUGUUGACUUAAGUACAGAAUUUGGAGAUAAGAUAAAUAACUGGGGAGGAAAUAUCGAAUGUUCUCAAUCAAAUAAAAACAUUAUUAUUAAUGGUGUGUAUGUAUUAGGUAGAGAUAAAAUAGAAAGAAAUAUGCCAUUGCAAGCCUCUGAUUUGUUUUCUAUGAAUAUGAUAAAUUUAUUAGAAGAGAUGGGUGGGGGGUUACAAUUUAAUGUUGAUAUUAGUAAUGAUAUAAUAAAAUCAUUAGUUGUUAUUAAAGGUGGAAAUAUAUUAUAUUCACCUGAUAAAUCAGUCGAUAAAUUAAUAAAGAGUGAGAGUGUCUUCAUAAGUGAACAAAAGGACCAUACAGAAGAUUCAUCUUCUACAUAUUCAAAAAACAAACAAACAGUUAAGUACCCUAAUGGAGCACGUUUAACAGAUAAAUUUAUUGACUCAGAUCUAUUCUUCUAUAUAUCUCUUAUGUUCGUAAUACUUAUAACACUGCUAGCUGGAACAAUAUUUUCACAGUCAGAUUUGCACCAAUUUUUUUUAUUUACUCUGUCCAUAAUUGUUGGUUACUACUGUGUGUGGUCAAUCACCCCAUCCUUGCAUACCCCACUGAUGUCCGUUACGAACGCGCUUUCAGGAGUUAUAAUUAUAGGGAGCAUGAUUGAGUAUGGAAAUGAUUUCAAAAGCUUAAGUUCCAUACUGUCAAUGAUAGCCACUUUUUUAUCUGCUGUGAAUUUGUCUGGUGGAUUUUACAUCACAAAAAGGAUGCUCGAUAUGUUUUUCAAAUAA